This is a messenger RNA of Magnolia sinica, 1352 nucleotides long. RefSeq names its product ADP-ribosylation factor GTPase-activating protein AGD12-like. Lineage: Eukaryota; Viridiplantae; Streptophyta; Magnoliopsida; Magnoliales; Magnoliaceae. Bases 265 to 1257 code for a protein of 330 amino acids. The transcript is spliced from 9 exons. The record is from RefSeq and is a predicted model, not a curated record. Gene Ontology annotation, molecular function: GTPase activator activity; phospholipid binding.
ACAUCCAGAAAGCACGUGUGACAGAUGGAAACAGACGAAAAGGCGUAUACCUUCACGAUAGCUGCUCUCGAGAAGAACUGAAAACGACAUAUUCCCUUCCGUUUUCAAAAUCUAUUUAAAGGGCCGAAGUUCUUCCUCUUUCAUCUCUCUCAGGAGCUGAGAUUUCUUUCAAACUUUCCAUAAUCUCGGAGUCAUAUUUGUGGUGGUUUCAGAGUACAGGUGGUGAUAGAAAUUGUUGGAUGAUUGUGGCUCGUAGAUAAAGGGAUGAGUAACCAACAAUACGAAUAUGGGAGGCCUUCCCCAGGGAAUUUAAGGAAACUGAAAGAGCUUUUGCUUAAAAGUGAUAAUCGCACUUGUGCUGAUUGUGGUGCUCCAGAUCCUAAGUGGGCAUCAGCAAAUAUAGGAGUCUUCAUAUGCUUAAAAUGUUGUGGUGUGCACAGAAGUCUGGGUACUCAUAUUUCAAAGGUCUUGUCCGUGACAUUAGAUGAUUGGUCUGAUGAUGAAAUUGACUUCAUGAGUGAGGUUGGUGGAAAUAUUUCUGCAAAUGCAAUCUACGAGGCUUAUCUACCUAAAGGAUUUUCAAAGCCUGGUCCAAACUCGAGUCACGAGGAACGCAUGAAUUUCAUUAGGUCCAAGUAUGAGUUGCAAGAAUUCUUGAAACCAAGCUUGCGAAUUGCCUCAUUUGCUUCUGCCAUGAGCUCUCUCAAUUCUAGUGAUUCUGGAAAGAAUAUGGAUAGUUUCCGUGUCAUGUCAAAGAAGACGGUAGGAAUGGUGGAAUUCAUCGGGUUGCUGAAAGUUAAAGUGAUAAAAGGCACCAAUUUAGCUAUUAGAGACAUGCGAAGCAGUGAUCCUUAUGUGAUUGUCAAUAUUGGACAACAGAAGGUGCAAACUACGGUUAUCAACAGCAAUUUAAAUCCCGUCUGGAAUGAGGAGCUUAUGCUGUCAGUACCACAGAACUAUGGGGCCCUGAAACUGCAAGUGUUUGAUCAUGACACGUUUUCGGCUGAUGACAUCAUGGGAGAAGCUGAAAUUGACAUCCAGCCAUUGGUGGCAGCAGCCACGGCAUUCGAGGAUGUGGACAUGUAUGGGAACAUGCAGAUUGGCAAAUGGCUGAAAUCAGCGGACAAUGCGCUCGUCCGGGACAGCACCAUCAACAUCAUCGACGGGAAGGUGAAACAGGAGGUGUCUCUCAAGCUACAGAACGUGGAGUCUGGAGAGGUCGAUGUAGAAUUGGAAUGGAUGCCGUUGGAUCAAUAGGGCCCAUCAAUCUUCCGUCGGACUUUGUUUAUAUUGUUUAAUAGAUCCUAUAUCAUUUAAUCUUUCAUUUCUCUUGUGCUGUGGUUAUCAGUUAA